Hevea brasiliensis (rubber tree) is the source of this 372-nucleotide messenger RNA. RefSeq names its product probable glutathione S-transferase. Gene Ontology annotation, biological process: glutathione metabolic process. Bases 1 to 372 code for a protein of 123 amino acids. Gene Ontology annotation, molecular function: glutathione transferase activity. The transcript is spliced from 2 exons. The record is from RefSeq and is a predicted model, not a curated record. Gene Ontology annotation, cellular component: cytoplasm. Lineage: Eukaryota; Viridiplantae; Streptophyta; Magnoliopsida; Malpighiales; Euphorbiaceae.
AUGAAGAUCUUACAAACAAUUAGAUUUGGUGCUUUCAGAAAGCAAGGAAAAGAACAGGAAGAAGCAAUUCUUUCAACCAUAGAGAGCUUGAAAUAUUUAGAAGAAGAGCUAAGGGGAAAGAAAUUCUUUGGAGGGGAGACCAUUGGACUAGCAGAUCUUGCAUUGGGUUGGAUUGCUUAUUUCAUGGAUGUAUAUGAGGAGGUAAUUGGGGUAAAAGUGAUAGACCAAGAAAAAUUCCCAUUAUUAGUGGGAUGGAUCCAAGAAUUCUCAAAUAUCUCAAUUAUCAUGAAAAGUUGGCCUCCAAGAGACAAACUCUUUGAUAGGUUUGCUGGCUUUCGUAAGGCUGCCCUUGGAGAAGAAACACGAAAAUGA